Molecule: messenger RNA, 664 nt
Organism: Aureobasidium uvarum
Lineage: Eukaryota; Fungi; Ascomycota; Dothideomycetes; Dothideales; Saccotheciaceae
Source: the annotation of a GenBank genome assembly
UCUGUGUACCAUGAAGCAAACUUCUAGCCUCUUCUUGGGCUUCACAGCCCUUAUCUUCUGCCUUGGUGCCGCUGCUGCCUCGACUCCCGUGAGCAGAACUACUGUUCCUGUGAGUCUGAGUCAGGCGCUCAGCAUCGAUGUCGCCCAGGUCCCUGCCUGCGCUAGUCUUCCUGCCGAGUGCGAUGGCAACNCCCAGUGUAUCUGGAGGCACUCUGAGUUCAUGAACGAGAUUGCCUGCUGCGUCGCUUCCUCAUGCUCUUCUGGAGAUCUGCUCCUCACACAGCAGUUUUCAGGACAGCUUUGUGGAAUCGUCGGCGAGUCUCUGCCAUCUUCACCCACUUGUACCAGUACUGUCAAGCCUGUCGCAAACCCUGGCUGGGCCAUUGCAGGCUGUUACAGCGAGGCUACCAACUACAACCGUGCGUUGAACUCUACCUACUAUAUCGACACGAACAGUAUGACCCCUGCUGCAUGUCAAUCGUUCUGCAAGGCCCGUGGACUGAAAUUCGCUGGUGUUGAGUAUGGUNGCGGCAAUGCUAUCCAGAUCAUCAACGGCGCCAAGAAGCUGCCCAAUGACGCUCAAUGCAACAGGCCCUGCACUGGAGACAACACCAAGAUGUGCGGUGGAUCUAGCACCCUCAACAUUUACAAGUCUCCCUCCGCU